CGUUAGGGCUCAUUUCCUCUGUGAUAAGCAAAGUUACAGUGCUAUGCCACUGUGAAGAUGGGCCAGGCUUUGUCCAGGAGGACCAGGCAAGAAGUCACUGACAAGUAUCCAUGUUCAUCAAGCUGUUGGAUACAGUGAAACCGGUACCAUCAAGAUGGCUAUCUGUGACUAGAAGAGCCUGAUAAACCCACAAAAGGAAGUCUUCACUUCUGAAAGCACAGAGAAUGGAUAAUUCCUUGGAUGGGAAUGAGUUGCAGGAGCUGAUAUCCUGGCUCACACGGCCCUUAUCUGCCUUCAUCAUUUUAGCCAAUCUCUUUAUCAUCAUUGGGAUCAUCUUCAACCACAAGCUCCAUGGUGUCAUCAACUGGUUCUUCCUAAGCCUACUUUUUGCUGAUCUUCUGGCUGGGGCAGCCCUUCCAACUAUCCCCCAACUGGUCUUUAAAAAAAAAUGGGGCUAUCACCUUUGCUUCUUCAUUUAUGUGACACCCAACUUCAUCUUUCUCUCUUUCUUAGCCAACCUUCUGGUGGUACAUUAUGCUAAGUAUGUGUGCAUCAUCCACCCAUUACAUUACCACAAGUCCUGGGUAUAUCGUUGGGCUGCUUUAUACUUAUUCUUGGCCUGGACUGCUCCUUUGAUCUUUGCCUGCCUCCCAUUCAUUUGGAACCACUGGCAACCCCAUGUCAACUGUUCCUCACGCCUUGUCUUCCCCAUGCCUUACCUCUACUUAGAGACCUACGGGCUCCUCAUUCCCACCAUCCUUGCCAUGGUCUUCAUGUGCAUCCAAGUGCUGUGUGUAGCCCGAAGGCAACUGAAGAAUAUCACAAAGCUCCUUCAUUCAGUGAAUCGAGGUCAGGCCCCUUCAGCCCUGGAGCAGCAGCUGGAACUGCGGAAUGUUAAGGCCAUUGCUGGAGUGUCCCUCAUCUUCUUGGUCUGCUGGGUGCCAUAUAUUGCUUGCUUGAAUAUUUCAUUGCUAUCCAUACAGUACAAUUCUGUAAGUUCCCUCACUCUCACUAUUGUCACCUGCCUAGGUAAUGGCAGUGCAGCUGCGGUGCCCAUCUUCCUCAGUCUUAGCAACCGCCAAUACAUACAGUUUUGGAGGGAUGUGGGAGUCUGUGGGAGCUGCUGCCAAGGACAGAGGUGCAGGCAAAAGCAAGCCAAGUCAAAAUCCACAAUGGCACCCAGUAAGCCUUGCACCCCAGAGACAGACCCAAAUGGAGCACAGGGCCAACAUCUUCCCGUUGAAGACCACAAACCCUCACCAGCAGCAGAUGAAGCCAGGGAUGUUUGGAAUUAGCUAUCAGGUUUAGCACAAGCUUCUGAAAAAGACUGUACUAAAGAAUCCUGAAUAAAGUAUUUUUCUACCUAUAUUGGCCCAAAGAACAUAUG
Molecule: messenger RNA, 1387 nt
Organism: Sphaerodactylus townsendi
Lineage: Eukaryota; Metazoa; Chordata; Lepidosauria; Squamata; Sphaerodactylidae
Gene: GPBAR1
Product: G protein-coupled bile acid receptor 1
Exons: 2
Coding region: 225-1295 (356 amino acids)
Biological process (GO): G protein-coupled receptor signaling pathway
Cellular component (GO): membrane
Molecular function (GO): G protein-coupled receptor activity
Source: RefSeq, a predicted model, not a curated record